Molecule: messenger RNA, 396 nt
Organism: Heterobasidion irregulare TC 32-1
Lineage: Eukaryota; Fungi; Basidiomycota; Agaricomycetes; Russulales; Bondarzewiaceae
Exons: 2
Coding region: 1-396 (131 amino acids)
Source: RefSeq, a predicted model, not a curated record
AUGAGAUGCGGUUUUAUAUUCCGUGAGGCGGCUAGAUCCAUUUCAAAUUUGACCUGGGGUCACGACCAGAUUGUGGCAAAAUCUAUUGUGCUCUGGGUUUGGACCCAUCAGGCCCAGAAUCUCGACGUAGAUCAUCCACUUCGAUGCACUCGACAUUCGUUUGCUGAUUACGAUGAAUCUCCACCGACCCAUUUCUAUCACCUCCCUCGCUCCCAGCCCCACGAAACACCCAUUCUAGCACGGCAUCGUCGCCGAAAUGUGGAGAAACGCAGUGCGGAGCCUUGCACUGCACCCGGUCCCCAUCAGUGCGAGACGUCCAAAAUCCACUGGUUGGCGCAAAACCUCGGGCAGUGUCCACGCUGCGGCCCUGUUGGCGACCUAUAUGCUCGCCUGUGA